This is a messenger RNA of Durio zibethinus, 1131 nucleotides long. RefSeq names its product universal stress protein PHOS34-like. Gene Ontology annotation, biological process: negative regulation of catalytic activity. Lineage: Eukaryota; Viridiplantae; Streptophyta; Magnoliopsida; Malvales; Malvaceae. Gene Ontology annotation, molecular function: enzyme inhibitor activity. The record is from RefSeq and is a predicted model, not a curated record.
GUUGACAAAGAUUCAUCAAACAUAAAAUGUCCACGUGGGGCCACGGCCUGACAACAGAAACAAUCCAACGCAUCUGAACCAACGCUAACCUCCACAGUCACCGCUUGAUCUUCAUCAAAAUCGUUUACUGUCUGCCCAAAAAGGUCAAAAUCUUACACCUGACCACAAACAAUAAGAUCCCACUUGCAACUUUUCUGGUCUUUCACUCUCUCUAAAGUUGCGGUCUUUUUUCACGGCCGACACUUUCUCAUAAACACAAACCAGAUUUCCACAGAAGAGAAACACAGAUCAAUCAGAAACUAAAAAAAAAAAAGGGGUUUAACAAGCGUAACAUAUUACGUAUAAGCAUACGUAUAUCUACGGUGAGAGAGAGAGAGAGAGAGAGAGAGAGAGAGAGAUGGAGGCUGAUAGGAGAAUGGGGGUGGCUGUGGAUUUCUCUGCAAGCAGCAAGAAUGCGUUGAAAUGGGCUGUGGAUAACGUUAUCCGGAAAGGGGAUCAUCUUAUCCUUAUUACCAUAAAACCUGAAGGACAUUAUGAGGAGGGCGAGAUGCAGCUUUGGGAAGUCACUGGUUCACCUUUUAUCCCUUUAAGCGAGUUCUCUGAUCCUGUUGUCAUGAAGAAGUAUGGGGUAAAGCCUGACCCCGAAACUUUGGACAUUGUCAGCACUGCUGCUAGGCAAAAAGAAGUUGAGGUGCUCAUGAAAAUUUUCUGGGGUGAUCCACGUGAAAAGUUAUGUGAGGCCAUUGAUAGUAUCCCUCUGAGCUGCAUAAUUGUAGGAAACAGAGGGCUUGGCAAGCUUAAGAGGGCUAUAAUGGGCAGUGUAAGCAACUAUGUGGUGAAUAAUGGUUCCUGCCCUGUUACUGUGGUGAAGCACCAUGACUAAGUGCUACGCAUGUUCUGAUGACUUAUUUCGCUGGCGUCUGGCCUGGUUUAUGUUAUGCAUCGGACGCGGAAUCAAGGUGUAUGAAAUAAAACUCUAGAUUUAAACCUUUUCUUUAAGUCAAACAAGCUUUAUGUUGUUGUUUAAGAUGGGGCUUUGUACAAACUACAAUUGCCGAUUAAGGGGUAAUGUGAGAAUAAAUUCUGCCUGCAGUUGUAGGAACUGCUGGAUGGUGUUUGUUUAGCAUAUUU